GAAAUGACGACAUCGAGAGACGCGUAUGAUUUCUCUAAGGCUUGUCUCUCUGCGCUGCGGACUGCUGUGUUGUUCUCAUCGAUCCCUUGAUGGGAUCUCCGGAUGGAGGAUAUACCAUGCAAACAGAUGAGCGAGAAGCGGGGAUCAAAGAACGAGGAGGUUGCAAAACAAGAAAUGGGAUUUAGCAUUUAUCUCCUAGCGCUAUACACUGCCACAUGCAAUAUGGCGGUGAGGUUUACGUACGAUUCAGCGCGUACUGUGCCCAGGUAGGUAGACAGGUAGACUUUAGGUAGAUAGAUAGAUAGAUAGAACGAUAGAAUAGAACGAUAGAAUAGAACGAUAGAUAGAUAGAUAGAUAGAUAGAUAGAUAGAUAGAUAGAUAGAUAGAUAGAUAGAUAGAUAGAUAGAUAGAUAGAUAGAUAGAUAGAUAGAUAGAUGGACCAUUUAAGAAAUAUCUGUUCUCUAAUUAAGUAAUCAGAAUUUAAUAUUAAAUAUUUUACACUUUGUUCUUGGCUUUAAUACGAGUCGGAGAAAUUUUAAUAUUUGCAACCUUAAUGAUAUGUCACUAUUUUAAAGCGUAAAUUUCCUAUAAUGAUUUGGUGUAAAAUCAAUUAAUUAAAUUAAUAUCGAGUUCGUAAAUUAAGAUGUUUUUAGAUUCUAAUCCAAAUGAGAUUAUGAUCUUUUUCUUUGCAGUGAUUUUAUAGGUUUUGGGUUUUAUCCCAAAUAGUCGACAUCAUAAUCCGAUCGAGUUAAAUUAUAAAGUUUUAUUAAACUAAAUUAAACUGAACCAUCUUUUGUGUAAACUACCACUAUUUACAGAGCAUCAUCAUAUUGCUAUCAGAAAUAAUAAUAAUAAUAAUAAUAAUAAUAAUUCAUUAGAUUUGUAUAGCGCUUUUCAAGAACCCAAAGACGCUCAAUGUCACAAAACGAUGAAAAAUGCAUAAAAACAUGGACAUAAUGACUUGACUAUGUAAUCUAUAAAUGAUAUAUUUUAAGUAAUUGCACAUAUGACUAUAUUAGAAGAUUGCAACGCAAAAGGCAAAGAUGAUGACGUUAGUAUGAUUUUUGUUGCGUCGUGAGUGCUUUAUUUAAUGGUGGUACAGUAAUAAGAUUAGAAAUCUAAUCCCUGGAGAGACAGGAAUAGCCCAUCGCUAUCCCACUCUAGACUAAGAAUAAGAGAAGAACCUGAGCAACCCGUGUCUUUACGCAGCCAGUACCUUCCCCUACGUUUCCAAACUCUUUAACAUUCCUUAUUCCUGCACUGGACUUGCCAUCUCGGUGAGGUGGAGAUUUUGAGAGACCGCAAUAUCCGAGCGGAUGGGCCCACACUGACACACGGAGAUAAUCUCAGGUGAAUUAAAUCAAGCGAGGCCAAAGGAUUGACUUGCCACAGGUCCAAAGAGAGAGCGAUAACGUCAGAGCCAGGGAGGUUGAUGUCCCGUAUUUCGGCAGCUUCGGGGCAUUUGAGCAUUGAGAUGGUGCUCACCUGAGAGUCACUUACAGGCUCUGCUAUGACUGUGGACAUCGGCCAAAGGGGAGAUUCUUAUGGCGUUUCAUGAAAGGUCCCAUGGGGGUGCUCUGAUGGAAUUCAUGAGAGCUCCCCGGGCAAAUUACACUAUAUUUGGAGAGGCGAUCCGCUAUGUCAUUCCGGCACAUAUGCAAUGUUCGAUCGGCUGUGGAGGUCAAGGCUGCAAGUAUGACAACCCAAAUUACUGGCGUGACGACCAACAGGCGAUCAAAGGCCUCUACUCGUCAUGGGUGACUGAACAUCUUCUCGCAAUGUCCAGGCCCUCGACUGAAGUCAUUGAAAAGUAUAACAUUAUCGAGCAGUUCAGAAGGAAUGGCAUCAAAACAGUGAUCAACCUUCAGAUACCCGGCGAGCAUGCAAGUUGCGGUAACCCUCUGGAGCCCGAGAGCGGUUUCUCCUACAAUCCAGAGGCCUUUAUGGAAAAUAACAUUUAUUUCUACAACUUUGGUUGGAGUGACUAUGGAGUGGCCAACCUUACUACAAUCUUGGACAUUGUGAAAGUCAUGGCCUUUGCUCUGCAGGAGGGGAAGAUAGCUGUGCAUUGUCAUGCGGGUCUUGGGAGAACAGGUGUGUUGAUGGCAUGUUUUUUGGCCUAUGCCACCAGGAUGACAGCCAAUCAAGCUAUUUUAUAUGUUAGAGCCAAACGACCCGGCUCCAUCCAGAUGCGCAGUCAGCUGAGCUGCGUCCGUGAGUUCGUCCAGUUCCUCACGCCCUUAAGGAGUGUGUUUUCUUGUACUGAGCCUCGAUCCCAACCUGUCACCUUGACUCAGUACCUCAAUCGUCAGAGACACAUUCUGCAUGGCCCAGAGAGGAAAGAAUUGAGGUACCUGCCGAAGAUUAUCCAACUGGUGUCCCGGCUGCUGUUGGAUAUCGCGGAGAAUCGCCAAGUGAUUGAGGAGGACAUUUUGGAGGCGCCGGACAUCCAUGAUAUUGAGAUGACCCUGAGCAUCAUUGAAAAGCUCGGACCUCAGUUGUGCACAAAGGAACCUCGUUUGCCAGGUUCCCCCACCUUACCUCGGCAUUUUCACGAACCACCCAUCUUCUACCAUCGCAAGAGUCUUAGUUACAGCGAGUCCGAUCUACGGCGUCUGGGCUCGCAGCUCAACCUCCUUACACAACCCAUGGGCUCGCUCUCGCAAGGUAAUGUGGCCAGGCCCGUUUCCCCGUCUGAACCCGGCCAACUGGUCACCCAUUGGAAGAGUUGGAAUAGUAAUACGACCGACAUCUCCUCAAGCUCAAGAGGAUCACUCUGGCAGGUCAAAAAUGAUGAAAAGAAUGGCUCUAUUUUGUUGAAGAAAGUCAAGCAGAUGCCCAUCCAACGAAGCGGGUCCGUCGGACACAACGGCCCGCACCAAAAAGAUAGCAUGCUCUCCAGAUUGAAGGCUGAGCAGAGGGAGGAAUUGGCAGAAAACGUGAGUAAGUCUCAGUCUCGAGAUGAGGAGCAGUCGGAGGUGCCGUACAUCACUCUGCAGUCUGAGUUGUCUCUGGAGGCCAGGAGACUGUUGGUGGCUCAAGCUCUGGCGGUUGACCUUUUUAUGGAUGGGGCAGAAGAGCAAAGGAACAAGGUGUUAACUUGGCAGGCAGAGCUGAAUCAAGGCGGUGCAUGGGAAAGGCUGUGCAUGGAGCGCGAUCCCUUUAUCCUCACAGGUCUGAUGUGGGCAUGGUUAGAGCAGCUUAAGGAGCCAGUCUUCUCCCUCCAGGACACCAUGGCCCUGAAGCCUGAAAACGCCGAUGCUCAAACUCUCUUCAACACACUUGGCCAGGCACCCAAAGAAACAUUAAUGUGCAUACUGGAAUGUAUGGCUCAAUUACUAAGUGCCGUGCCAGAAGAGGUUGAAGUUGCAUUUCUGAAUCGUACUAUCAAGGCUUUUACUUGGAUGGGAAGCAGUUCCACUGACGGAAGCCAAGUGUACGAGUCCAUGACUAGAGUCCUCCGGCUUGUCCUCGAGGAUAUAAGAUGUGUUGCCAGCAAAGCAGAAGAGCCUACAUCAUCUCCUUGAUCUUUAGUGUAGAUAAUAUACUACGUAUGGAAACACGGAGGGGACACUUUGUGCCUUAUAAUAAAAAUAUUUAUUCUGUCAUAAUUAUUAUUAUUAUUUGAUGUUGUGAGAUGAACACAAAUAGUGACAUGUACUGCCCUAGCACUUCUUCAUCCCCACACUGCACAGUUAACCCUAUGAAGAACUUUUUUUUUUUAUGCAAUGUUCUGCCUUAAGACCUGUCACAUUCAGCUCCAGGGCGAGUGAAUUCCUACACAGUCUUGUUAUCAUGCACAUUAGCGUAUCAUGUCAUCCGUUUGUAAAUAACCCCCAAAACCUCUGAAUAAAAGCAUGCAUAAUUUACGAUCAACAAAAAAUUCCUCUUUUUCGAA
Syngnathus typhle (broad-nosed pipefish) is the source of this 3899-nucleotide messenger RNA. RefSeq names its product protein tyrosine phosphatase domain containing 1b (gene ptpdc1b). Gene Ontology annotation, biological process: protein dephosphorylation; cilium assembly. Bases 1546 to 3528 code for a protein of 660 amino acids. Gene Ontology annotation, molecular function: protein tyrosine/serine/threonine phosphatase activity. The record is from RefSeq and is a predicted model, not a curated record. Lineage: Eukaryota; Metazoa; Chordata; Actinopteri; Syngnathiformes; Syngnathidae. The transcript is spliced from 10 exons.